AUGUCGAAUACAACAAUCAUAUCAACAGCAGCUAUAACUCUCAAUUUUAUUUCACUUAUUGGAACUAUAUUUAUUGGUCUCAUAUGCAUAUUUAUGCUUAGUGUGCUCUUGCCAUCAAUUAUAGGCAAACAUGAUGUUGUAUUAAUUUUAGUUGCUAAUAAUUAUUUAACAUUAUUAGCUUUUGCACUUGUAGCGAUACCAAUCAAUAUUGAUAUGGUUCGAGGUGAUUAUAAUUUGUACAUUGGUAUGGAAACAUUUGGUUGUCGUAUUAGAGCAUAUAUAUUUUAUGCAUCCUUAGCAAUCAUUUUUAAUACUUUUGUAUUACAAGCUUGUUUCCGUUUCUUUUGUGUGGCCUAUCCGUCUCAUAUAUGGUUACAAUAUCGUCUUACUUACAUUAUGGCUAUUCCUAUUUUGUGGUUCAUCUCGUUUCUUUUUAUGAUGCCGAUUCAUUUUUGGCAUGAUAUACAAUUUAUACAUAGAGAAAAUGUCUGCUUCAUAGCUAUUCAUAGAGCUCGUGGAUUUAUUUGGUCUAAUAUGAUUAUUUAUGGUAUACCAAUUAUUGUCAUCAAUAUUAUUUAUAUUCGACUGACGCAUUUUAUUCGUCGAUCAUCUAUGGUUACUUUCACACGAACUAAACGUGAUGUGAUCGUUGUACGGCGUAUUGCACUUGUUGUAGGCAUAUUAACAUUGAUGGGUAUUCCUUCUGUUGUAUUGAAGUUAAUGUUACCUUUUACUGAUGUAGGAAAACCAUUGUUUUAUCGUAUUCAGAAUAUGGUUAUAGUCACUGCUAUGAUUAUUCUUAGCUUUAUGCUCGUCUAUGUCACUCCUCAAGUCAAAAAAGUACUUAUCCGUAAUCAAAAGUCAACUACAACAACAUCGACACAUACACAACUACAGCCCAUUUUACCUACCAAAUCAUCAACUAUUAACACUACAGACCAGGAACAAUUAUCAUGA
Rotaria sp. Silwood1 is the source of this 957-nucleotide messenger RNA. Lineage: Eukaryota; Metazoa; Rotifera; Eurotatoria; Philodinida; Philodinidae. The record is from the annotation of a GenBank genome assembly.